Molecule: messenger RNA, 2576 nt
Organism: Lolium perenne
Lineage: Eukaryota; Viridiplantae; Streptophyta; Magnoliopsida; Poales; Poaceae
Product: probable metal-nicotianamine transporter YSL14
Cellular component (GO): membrane
Molecular function (GO): oligopeptide transmembrane transporter activity
Source: RefSeq, a predicted model, not a curated record
AGCAUUUCCUCUCCCCCACCACUUCCAGCGAACCCAACUCCAAGCUCCAGCCAGCCAGCCCGCCAAUGGCCACCCACGGCGGCGGGGCCGACGACGAGGUGGCGGAGGCGUCGCCGGCGCGGGGCCCCAGCCCCGCCACCCUCCGCCACCGCCAGCACGCCGUGGGCAAGGGCGGCGGCGAGGCGGACGGCGAGCUCGCCGGCAAUGGCGCCGAGGCGUCGUCCGUGGAGCAGGUGUUCGCGGACAAGGCGGUGCCGUCGUGGCGGGAGCAGCUCACGCUGCGGGCCUUCGUGGUCAGCGCGCUGCUCGCCGUCAUGUUCAGCGUCAUCGUCAUGAAGCUCAACCUCACCACCGGGAUCAUCCCCUCCCUCAACGUCUCCGCGGGGCUGCUCGGCUUCUUCUUCGUCCGCCUCUGGACCUCCGCCUUCGAGCGGAUGGGCCUCGUGCGCCACCCCUUCACACGGCAGGAGAACACCGUCAUCCAGACCUGCGUCGUCUCCGCAUACGGCAUCGCCUUCAGCGGUGGUUUUGGCAGUUACCUAUUCGCAAUGAGUGAUACAAUAGCUAAGCAAGCAACGGAGGCUAGGGAUGCUGGGAACAUCAAGGAUCCUCACCUUGGAUGGAUGAUAGGGUUCCUUUUCCUUGUCAGCUUUAUCGGGUUAUUUGCACUUGUGCCCAUGAGAAAAAUUAUGAUUGUCGACUACAAAUUGACCUAUCCAAGUGGCACAGCAACUGCUUAUCUCAUCAAUAGUUUUCACACGCCUGAGGGUGCCAAGCUUGCAAAGAAGCAAGUGAAGACACUGGGCAGGUACUUCAUGUUGAGCUUUUUCUGGGGCUUUUUCCAGUGGUUCUUCAGUGGUGGGGAUGACUGCGGUUUCAAGAACUUCCCAUCAUUAGGCCUUGAAGCUUAUAACAAUAGGUUCUUCUUUGAUUUCUCUCCUACAUAUGUUGGGGUUGGUAUGAUUUGCCCACACAUUGUGAAUGUGUCCGUUCUGCUAGGUGGUAUCCUCUCGUGGGGUGUAAUGUGGCCUCUCAUUGCCAAGAAAAAAGGGAGUUGGUACCCUGCUACUGAUGGAGACGCUAGUCUUCAUGGGUUACAGGCUUACAGGGUUUUUAUAUCCAUUGCUUUGAUUCUUGGGGAUGGAUUAUAUAAUUUCGUCAAGGUGCUUCUCCGCACGAUUGCCGGGUUCAUAGCAAUGGUUCAGAAAAAUUCAAGAGCCAUGCUUCCUGUUUCUGGCAAUGGCAGCCCCACCGCUGAAGCUAUGUCAUUUGAUGACGAGCGCCGCACUGAACUGUUCCUGAAAGAUCAAAUCCCUACAUCAGUUGCAUAUGGGGGCUAUGCCGCAGUAGCUGCUAUAUCAAUCGGUACUCUUCCACAGAUCUUCCCGCAGCUCAAGUGGUACUACAUUUUUGUUGCAUAUAUCGUAGCACCUGUCCUGGCCUUUUGCAAUGCCUACGGAAGUGGACUCACUGAUUGGUCUCUUGCCUCCACCUAUGGCAAGCUUGCUAUCUUUGUGUUUGGUGCAUGGGCUGGCCUUGCCAAUGGCGGUGUGCUUGUAGGACUUGCUGCAUGCGGUGUCAUGAUGAGCAUCGUGUCAACAGCCUCUGACCUGAUGCAAGACUUCAAAACUGGAUACCUGACUUUGGCAUCACCGAGGUCCAUGUUUAUCAGCCAGGUGAUAGGCACUGCAAUGGGCUGUGUCAUUUCUCCCUGCGUCUUCUGGCUGUUCUACAAGGCUUUCAGUGACAUUGGCAUAAGCGGUACCGAAUACCCAGCACCUUAUGCCAUUGUGUACCGAAACAUGGCAAUAUUGGGUGUUGAUGGUUUUGCAUCGCUUCCAAAGAACUGCCUAACACUCUGCUACAUCUUCUUCGCCGCAGCUAUUGUCAUCAACUUGAUAAGAGACUUGACACCGCACAAGUAUUCGAGGUUCAUCCCGCUCCCAAUGGCGAUGGCUAUACCAUUCUUCAUUGGAUCAUACUUCGCGAUCGACAUGUUCCUGGGCAGCCUUUUACUCUUUGUAUGGGAGAGGGUGAAUAAGGCUAAAGCGGACGCCUUUGGACCUGCCGUUGCUUCAGGGUUAAUCUGCGGAGAUGGAAUCUGGACUCUGCCACAGUCCGUUCUUGCCCUUGCCAAGGUGAACCCUCCCAUUUGCAUGAAGUUCUUGACAAGAUCGGACAAUGUCAGAGUGGACAAAUUCCUUAGGGGCUAGUCAUGGUGUUUUACAGAGGACAACGGCAAACCACAGCCACGCAUCAUCAUGUAAUUACAGUUGCAUUUCACGCUACACAGACCACUUGUUUUGUAGAAACGCCAGAACUGGGGCUCUGCAAAGGACAAGUAUCCCUGAGAGUCUACAUUCCGAAACGAUUGUAACUGUUCUGCAUACUGUCCUUCACAAUGUAAAAAGGAAGAGAAAAAAGAAGCUGAAAAGGGAAGAAAUACGACUUAGGUGUAGGAAGCAGCAUCUUGCAUUUUAUUGCCAUAAGGGUUGUGAGUUGUGUAAUUGUGACAUGUGAUUUGCAUGUUCUAUUAGCAGGAAGCGAGUAUUCCCAUUACUCAGGUUACAUUGCAA